CUGGGCAGUCUGACAGAGCUCUAAAGAAUGCUGCUUUUCUGCAAGAGCAGAGGGCAAAAGGAAAAUUAGGACUGAAAAGCCAUUGAGAGCUUCCACCCUGGCCCGCGUCCCUCGUCCGCUUCUCCACGGUUUCAACCCUGACGGACCGAGGAAGUCUUCCCGCUGCCACACACGCGCCCCAGCCGCUCUGCCGCCGACAUCCGUCUGCGUCCUGCUGCUGCUGCUGCACCGGAGCGGGACAGGAGUCCCCACGUACGCUCUAGCAGAAUCGGGAACUGCGACGGAUUCCCUGGAAGCGGACAGGAACAAAGGGUUCGUGUGCGAGGACGAAGGGCAAACAGUAGGAGAGAAACGAGACUAGGGAGGAAGAGGAGCAAUGACAGGGCACUGAUGAAGAGAAGGUCCUCGUGUUCCAGCCUUUUAAACGUGACGUGUUGGACGCCAGCUGAAUUUUGAGCGUGUGGAGAAGCACAAGGCUACAGACAGAGUGGAAGGGCCCCGAAGAGACCCACAGCCCCGAACACUUUCAGCCAACAGCAUACCAGUUAGUCGGUAACGUCUCAGUGCUGAGGCGUGUGAAAGGAGGCUGGCACACGUCCAAUCGGAGAGCAGUGUGCACUGAAGAUGCGUGACUGUAUUCCACUGUCCUGCCUGCUGCUGUUUCUGGGAGGGGGUAUCGACGCAGCCUGCCCCCCUGCAUGUUCCUGCAGCGACAGCCACAGAGAGGUGGACUGCUCGUCGAGGUCCCUGAGGCGCCUGCCUGCCGGCCUGGAGCUCAAGGUCCACACCCUCAACCUGUCCUGCAACCGCCUGUCCAACCUGGACCACAGCCUGGCCCCUUACACCCACCUGCGCACCCUGGACCUCUCACAUAACCACCUAGGGCACCUGCCCGCGUCACUACCGCGUUCGUUGUGGGAGCUCCGCGCGUCGGGCAACCGGAUUCAGUUCCUGGAGAAAAACGACACGGCCUACCAAUGGAACCUGCGAGAGCUGGACCUGUCGCACAACCGCCUGGAGCGGGCGGUGUUCAUUAACAAUACGCUGCCGGGUCUGCAGGCCCUCAACCUCAGUCACAACCACUUCUGGACCGUGCCCACCAACAUGCCCCCCAGCCUGGAGGUGCUGGACCUAUCCCACAACUCCCUGCUGCAAGUGCUGCCCGGCUCACUGGACCGGCUGGCCAGCCUGGCACGCUUCUACCUGCAUGCCAACCGCUUCUCGGCGGUGAGAGAGGGUGCGUUUGAUGGGCUCGACAGUCUGAGGCUCAUCACGCUGGGUGACAACCAGUGGAUGUGCAAGGACCCACACAGUGUGGGUUACCUGCAGGCGUGGGUCACUCGCACGCCCGCCCGCGUUCUCGGGUGCCCGUGCCACAUCAGGUUCACCUGUGGGGAGGCCCACCUGACGCGUACGGGCGGCUGGCACUUUGCCAGUUACACACUGCCCCCACUUCUCCUGCCCGAAAAGGCGCUCACUGACACCCGUCACCCAGGGGAGACUCCGAGAACCGCAGGCAAGCCGCAAGAGGACGGCCCCUCUGCGCCAGACAUGGACACGCCUACAGACGUGGCGUUCACCGUGGAAGAAGUCGUCACCUCGAGCACGCGAAGGACGACCACGCUUCGCACCAGGAGCGUUAAGAGAGCCAGCCACGGGCUUGGAAGAAAUACAAGCAGAGGACUUGUACCCUGGGCUACUUUAGCAAUAUGUCUAAACAUACUCCUGCUAAUUGCUAAUGACCUUCUCAACUACUGAAGUCAUGUGAGAAACAUAUCCAGAGGUUCAUCUCAUCUUCUGGUCAGAAAACCCACCUAAAAACAUCAAAGGGUGCUUAUAUUUAUAAAAAUUGAAAUAACUCCUGCCUUCAGUAACUGCCCUCAUUGUUCAUAUUUUGCUGGCAUUCAAACCAUUUUAUUGUUUACUGAGAAACAAGAUGUUGAUUUUGGGCCCCUUUUCUGGACACAGAUGAGAUGUACUCGAGUCAGACUAGUGUCAUUAGGGGAACACUGUAUUUAAAACCCUCUUUAGUUUGAGGACUGAUAUUUAUUAUUUCAAGGACUAAAACAAAGACACAGCUUGAAAUUAAACAAAAACAGUGUCUGAGAGUAACUAAUCAACAGGAACUUUCUUUACUGAACAUCCAUCCGCUAAUAUGUAUUACUGUGAUGCAGGUUACUUCUGUAACUGGAUGUAUGAUCAACGUAUGAGGAUCACAGAUUAAAUACAUUUUGUAUAAUUGACACAAUA
Electrophorus electricus (electric eel) is the source of this 2250-nucleotide messenger RNA. RefSeq names its product oligodendrocyte-myelin glycoprotein. The record is from RefSeq and is a predicted model, not a curated record. Gene Ontology annotation, molecular function: protein binding. Gene Ontology annotation, biological process: neuron projection regeneration. NCBI's taxonomy places the organism in Eukaryota, Metazoa, Chordata, Actinopteri, Gymnotiformes, Gymnotidae.